AUGGCGGAGAUCGAGCAGGCCUCCCUGAGCCUGGAGGAAGGCGCCGGCCGCUACCAGCUGCUGCUGCACAGCGACCACAAGAAGCUGAACGGAGCCAGGAGCAACAGCGACUCCCAGAGCUCAGAGGAGGCGGGGGGCUUCCACCAGGCCGGAGACACCCAGACCCAGACCCAGGUGGGGCUGGAGCCCCCCUCCCUGAUCUCAGGAGAGGCCCAGAAGGAGGAGGAGGUGGAGGAGGAGGGGAGGGCGCUGAUGGAGCUGAUGGAGCUGGAGGUCCAGGCAGACCAGCACCAGCAGCACCACCAGCAGCACCACCAGAGGAGCCCCGGGGGCGUGUCGAGCAGCAGGGGGCGGAGUGCCGGGGGGGACGAGGAACGCCGAGAGGGGUCCGGGGACCCGCUGUCCCGCUUCCGCCUACCGGUGGACUUCUUCCACCCAGUGGCGGUCCCAAUCCCGGCCCCGCCCCGCAGCCGCAGCCUGCGUCUGACCCGGGGCCUGAGGCUGACCUCGCCUGCCACCUGGGCCUCGCUGAGAUCCCCCGGGGCCCGCAACACCACGCUCUGCACGCAGCACCCGUCCCACAGCGACUCGUCCCUGGCAACGGGCAGCUCGGAGGGCAGCCUGCAGACCACCCUGGAGGAGGGCCUGAGCUUCAGCGUGUCCCCGCCCCGGAACCUGGACCCCCCCUUCCCCCUGGCGCCUCUCCCCCUCCUCUUCCCCUCGCUUACGUUGCACAAGGACGACCCCGCCGCCGCCGGCCCCCCCCAGGGGCCCCGGCCGCCUUCCGGCCUCACCCUCCAGGCCACCAGGGGCCACCAGAGGAGCCAGAGCAGCGGCCGCGGCAGCGCCAGCCCGGGCUGCACACGGGAGGACUCCAUGGACCCCUCGGACGAGGACCUGGGCAUCGGCAUCGGCCCCUCCCUGGGGGGCUGCGGCUGCGGCCAGGCGGGGAACAGCGAACACUUGUCAGAGACGCUGAGCAGCCUGUCGCUCACCUCGCUGCUCUCGCCCGGCUCCCUUGCGCCCCGCGGAGGCGGCGUGAAGAAGUGCAGCAGCACAGGGAGCCUUGAACAGGGGGGGGCGCUGCUCUCGUCACGGGGCAGGGAGGGCCACAAGGGGGUCCUGGGUCUGGAGCUCAUGGACCCUCAGGGCUUCCUGGCCAACCCCUCGAUGGGGCUUGGGGACGGGCGGGGCAGCGGGGGGCGGCGGGGGGACGGAGGAAGGGGUGGCGGGCACGAGUCCUUCAGCCUGAAGAGCUCCAACCAGACGCUGGUGGGGCCCCGCCGGAAGAACAGAUGAAGAACACCGCCGCCCCCCGCCUCGUGUCCUCACCCUCUGGCUCCGAACCGUCGCCUCCCCCUUUACUCUCCCUGUCACACUGCGGCCGGCGUGACGUCACUUGAUGUCCUGUGUUCCCACCCCCAUCCCGCCCAGACCCUGUCCGGAUGUGUUUGUGAGCGCGCCCAGGCUGAACUCGGGCGGUCCGGUGGGUCAGAGGAGGACUAGUGUGGCCCUCAGAGCGGGGGCCAACAGGGCAGAACAGGGCCUCUAGCUGCUGAGGGCUGGUACCACUAGAGGCCACGCAUGGUUCUGAUCGACUGCAGCCCGGAGGCCCUCUUUAUAUCAGGGAGUUUACAGCAAAAGGCACAGAGCUGAAAAUCAAAAGACACACACAGAAUGGCGUUCCUUGCUUCCCUACUUCAAGUUUUCUUUGUCUGUCUUUUUCCUCUGUUUGUUGGUUUCGCUGUUCGGCGUCUCGGGGUCUCGGACGGUGACAGUGCAGCAGUAGAAGGAUCCGGUUUAGACCCGUUCCACGCCGGCCCCGCGGCUCGACAGCGGCUCCGCGGGGCGGGGCGUGGGGCAUGGCGGGGGCGUGGUCAGCAGGAGGAAAUACAAUGGCGAAGAUGGGAACCAGCAGGUCAUCCGUCUGCGAGCAGGAGCAGAAGUCCGUCACCGCGCCGCUCUCCCCCACCAGGAGCUUCUGCUGAGAGGGUUAGGAUUAGUGCGAGGUGGAGGAGAGUUCAUGUGUAUGUGUGUUUGUGAGUGUGUUUUUCUAUGUGUGUGAUUGCGUGUCAGAAGGCUGAUUGCCUGAAUGCAGCACAUGGAGAACGGCCUCAGCACGUCUUUAUAUCUUUAGCGGAGUAUCCAGGAUGAGAGGAACUCCGGAAGAGGAACCUCUGCCAACAGCUUUUUGAGUGGCAGCUGUACACAAACGGAACCUUGCAUGCAGUGAUAUGUGACUCUUCUUUAUGGGUUUUCUUUGCGGGUUCAUCUGGUUUAACCUCGGGCAUUGCUCAAUCAAACAUGGAAGGGGAGAACCGAGCGCUGAUGAAAGAAGGACGUUUGAAGAAUAAAAGGACGUUUCCUUAGAGUAGAGGAGAGUGAAGGGAUGUAUUGUAACCGUAUAAUCCAAGGGGAUUUGUUUGUCUGAAGAGUUAUUUAGGACCACGCGAUGGACCUGUCGCACACUCCACAUGGGUUGGACUGCAUGACGGAACCUCAUUUAAUCCUUUGCUCUGUAUUAACGAUGUCAGUGUCGGUGAUUACCACGUGGUUCUAUUCACUUUUUUUGUCCACGAGCGACUAGGCCAGUGUUUCUCUGUCCCCACACCCCUUUACAGUCUUAAGUAUCGUCAGGACUCUGUCUGCCAGUGACUUCCACUUUUUAUAAGGUUGGAGAAAAGAUUACUUUUUUAAAAUGGUGUCAUGUGGAAAAACCACCAAGCAAAAAAUGUAUUCCUGAGCUUGAAGUAAUGUUCCCUUAGUUCCUGCUUCGACCACCUCCUCCACCUCCACACCUCAACCCCCACCUCUCCCCCGGGCUCCACCUCCUCCACCCCUCUCUGAGCUCAAACCUCCUCCACCUCCAAGACCCUCCACCCCGCGACGAGGACUCUUCUCCCUCCUGUACUUGUUCUGGUUCCGGUCGGCACAGAGAGACGCAGGAUCAUCACAGGAGGACUGCAGCCAUAACCCAUAACCUGCAGCAAUGACGUUCACACUGGGCUGACCCACACACUGGGGGGGAGGGCCUAACCUACACACUGGGUUGACUUUGGUUUCUGUUGGCCUUAGCUUCCGAUGCUAACAGAGAACAUCACUACAGAUUAAAAAGAACAAAAACGAAAAUGCUGGUCUGUUUGAAGCUUUAGUGUGUGUGUGGUGGCUCAUGGCCCUGAGCACAGCUCUGGGAGCGCCGUACAGGACGUCUCUGCUCCUCAUCGUCUUCUUUAACUGACACCCUGAUGCACUUGACAUGCUCUUCCUCCUGCUCCUACUCUUCCUUUCACACACACUCACACACACACAUCUGUUGUAGCAACACUUUUAUACAGCAUGGAGGGGCCAAUGGGAGCUGGAGCGGGAGCGGACCGGGGUUCGGGAAACAGUCGGAGGGUGGGGGAGGGGGGUUUUGGAUGUCAUGCCAGUGGAUUGAUUGAUUAUUGAAGUAGGAGAUGUUGAUCUUUAGAGCCUAAUAAGACUUGUAUAUCCUUAGUGUUUUUAUCAUGACCUUUGAGUUAUUUUGGAAUAUAAUGAGGUGAGAAAAGAAUGCGAGGGUGGACCUUUUUGGUGACUGUUUAAACCACAUGAUGUUGAAUAUCAAUGAUUGAUAUUGGCGACGAACAUUGUAUGUGUGCGCCCGUAUGUGUAUGUGUGUGUGUGUGUGUGUGUGUGUGUGUGUGUGUGUGUGUGCCUGCCUUUGAGUGCGUGCAUGUGUAUUUAUGCAUGCGUGUGUGGAUGUGUGUGUAUGUGACAGAGAUGGUGUAUAUGUGCGCAUACAUGUGCGUGCAUGUGUGCGUGUGUUUCUGUGUGCGCGUGUGUGUGUGUGUGUGUGCGUACAUCUGAACGGCGUCAGGUGAGCCCCUCCCUGACAGUUUGUGUUCCAUGGCGACAUCAUCACAACCUGUCGUCCGGGCGGGACAACAUCACAACAACAAACAAAGGCAACCAUGAAGGGCUGUUUGAGCUUCAAAGAAACGGUCCUCCUUGGAGGUCAGAGGUUAACCUGACUACACAGCAAUAAAUGUUCUAUGUGACCCUCA
Gadus macrocephalus (Pacific cod) is the source of this 4043-nucleotide messenger RNA. Its product is annotated as voltage-dependent T-type calcium channel subunit alpha-1I-like. Bases 1 to 1299 code for a protein of 432 amino acids. The record is from RefSeq and is a predicted model, not a curated record. The transcript has 6 exons. NCBI's taxonomy places the organism in Eukaryota, Metazoa, Chordata, Actinopteri, Gadiformes, Gadidae.